Molecule: messenger RNA, 9460 nt
Organism: Nannospalax galili (Upper Galilee mountains blind mole rat)
Lineage: Eukaryota; Metazoa; Chordata; Mammalia; Rodentia; Spalacidae
Gene: Cep250
Product: centrosomal protein 250
Exons: 34
Coding region: 208-7587 (2459 amino acids)
Biological process (GO): cilium assembly
Source: RefSeq, a predicted model, not a curated record
CUGGCAAAGGGCGGGAGUCUAGGGGGCGGGGGCAAGACUGAGGGCUGCCCCUGUUGGGCGACUGUCGCCGACCUGUCGCCGCGGAGCGCUCCUGGAGUCCCGGGAAGAUGAAAGUGCUCAUGCAAAGGUCCAGGAGGCACAGCAAUGAUUAGAGACCCUGCUGCAAGCAACUAGCCUCUGGCAGCGUAGCAAACUCAGGACUUGCUGAUGCCCAUGGAGACAGGAAGCUCUGGGUUGAGCAUGAAGCCCCAGUCACUGCAGCUGGUGCUGGAGGAGCAGGUGUUGGCACUGCAGCAACAGAUGGCAAAGAAUCAGGCUGCCUCUUGGCAGAAACUGAAGAACUCCCAGGAGGCCCAGCAGAGGCAAGCAACCCUUGUAAGGAAGCUUCAGGCCAAGGUCUUGCAGUACCGGAGCUGGUGCCAAGAGCUGGAGAAGCGGCUAGAAGCCACUGGAGGACUGAUCCCUCAGCAGUGGGAAAGUGUGGAAGAACCAAACCUGGAACAGCUGCUAAUCCGGUUGGAGGAAGAACAGCAGAGGUGUGAGAGUCUCGUAGAGGUGAACACUGAGCUUCGGCUGCACGUGGAAAAAGCUGAUGUUGUGAAUAAAGCCCUUCAGGAAGAUGUGGAAAAGUUGACAGUGGACUGGAGUCGGGCCCGGGAUGAGUUAAUGAGGAAGGAGAGCCAGUGGCGGAUGGAGCAGGAGUUCUUCAAGGGCUAUCUGAAAGGUGAGCACAGUCGUCUUCUUGGUCUAUGGCGAGAAGUUGUGACCUUCCGACGCCACUUCCUGAAAAUGAAGUCAGCUACUGACAGAGAUCUGACAGAGUUGAAAGCUGACCAUGCAAGGCUUUCAGGGUCCCUGCUGACGUGUUGUCUGCGCUUGACUGUGAGAGCGCAGUCUUGGGAAUCCAGUGGAUCUGGGAGAAUGGAUGAGAGAGAGCCAGCCCAGCUGCUGCUACUAGUAGCUAAAACCCAGGCACUGGAGAAGGAAGCCCACAAGAAGAGCCAGGAGUUAAUACAGCUGAAAAGUCAAGGGGAUCUGGAGAAAGCUGAGCUCCAGGACCGGGUGACCGAGCUCUCUGCUCUGCUGACCCAGUCCCAGAAGCAAAAUGAAGAUUAUGAAAAGACGGUAAAGGCUCUAAGAGAGACAGUGGAGAUGCUGGAGACAAAUCAUGCGGAGUUAAUUGAACAUGAAGCAUCUCUUAGUAGGAAUGCCCAAGAGGAGAAGUUGUCUUUGCAACAUGUGAUUAAAGAUAUAACACAGGCACUGGCCUUGGUGGAAGAAGAGGACAGUAUGGCCCAAGGCUCUGUUCAUGAUGAGAGUGCAAUGCAAUUGGACUCUGGUGGAUUCUCCCAGUUUGAUCCCCAGGACCCAGACAAGGUUGUUACUCUGGUGCGUUCAGUGUUGACUCAGAGACACCAGGCUGUACAGGACCUCAGGCAGCAGCUUUCAGGUUGCCAGGAGGCUAUGAGCUUCUUGCAGCUGCAGCAUGAUCAGUGGGAGGAAGAGGGCAAGGCCCUGAGAGAGAGGCUACAGAAGCUCACCCGGGAGCGGGACGUUCUGUCAGGGCAGACCUUGGGCCUUCAGGGAGAGGUGGAGACUCUCAGCAAGGAGCGAGAGCUGCUGCAAAAGGCCAGGGGAGAGAUGCAGCAGCAGCUGGAAGUACUGGAGCAGGAAGCCUGGCGCCUGAGAAGGGUGAACAUGGAGCUGCAGCUGCAGGGGGACUCUGCCCAGGGGGAGAAGCAGGAGCGGCAGGAGGAGCUGCACCUAGCUGUCCGAGAGAGGGAGCGUCUUCAGGAGACAUUGGUGGGCCUGGAAGCCAAGCAGUCAGAAUCACUAAGUGAGCUGAUCACUCUUCGGGAAGCCCUGGAGUCAAGUCGCCUGGAAGGAGAGUUACUGAGGCAAGAGCAAACUGAAGUAGCAGCAGCGUUGGCCAGGGCAGAACAGUCCAUUGCAGAGCUGUCAAGUUCUGAGAACAGCCUGAAGGCAGAGGUAGCUGAUCUUCGAGCUGCAGCUGUCAAGCUCAGUGCCUUAAAUGAGGCUUUGGCUUUAGAUAAAGUUGGGCUGAAUCAGCAGCUUCUCCAGUUGGAGCAGGAUAACCAGUCUGUGUGCAACAGAGUGGAAGCAGCAGAGCAGGCGAGAAGUGCUUUGCAGGUGGAUCUGGCACAGGCAGAAUGGAGCAGGGAAGCCCUGUGGGAAAAGAAAACUCACCUGGAGACUCAGCUGCAGAAAGCAGAGGAGACAGGGGCUGAUCUGCAGGCCGAGCUUACGGGCAUCCAAGAAGAAAAGGAAGAGCUUAAGGAGAAAUUAAAUGAGGCAUAUCACCAGCAGGAAGCAGCCACAGCUCAGCUAGAGCAGCUGCAUCAGGAUGCAAAGCGACAAGAAGAAGUGCUUGCCAGGGCAGUGCAGGAGAAGGAGGCCCUCGUAAGGGAGAGGGCUGCUCUAGAGGUGCGCCUGCAGGCUGUGGAGCGGGACCGACAGGACCUUGUUGAACAACUUCUGGGGCUCAGUUCAGCCAAGGAGCAACUGGAGAGCAAUCUGUUUGAGGUCCAACAGCAAAAUUCUGUGAUAGAGGUCACCAAGGGACAGCUAGAAGUCCAACUUCAAACUAUUACUCAAGCCAAGGAAGUAAUUCAAGGGGAAGUAAGGUGCCUGAAGCUGGAACUGGAUGCUGAAAGGAGCCAGGCUGAGCAGGAACGGGAUACAGUAGCCAGGCAGCUAGCCAGAGCUGAGAAGGAAGGGCAGGCAGCCCUGGAACAGCAGAAGGUGGCUCAUGAGGAGGAGGUGAACAGGCUCCAGGAGAAAUGGGAGAAGGAGCGCUCCUUGCAUCAGCAGGAGCUGGAUAAGGUCCUUGAGACCCUAGAGAGGGAAAGAACAGAGCUGGAAAUGAGGCUCCAGGCACAGCAGACAGAAACUGAGGCACUCCUUGCACAGAGGGAAGAGGACCGGACCCAGGCCGAAGGCACCUUAUACCAGAUGCAGUUGGAAACCGAGAAGGAGAGAGUGUCCCUCCUAGAGACACUGCUGCAGACCCAGAAGGAGCUGGCAGAUGCCAGCCAACAGUUGGAACGGCUGAGGCAGGACAUGAAGAUUCAGAAGUUAAAGGAGCAGGAAACCACUGUGAUGCUGCAGACCCAGCUUCGGAAGGCACAGCAGGAGCUAAAGGAGGCAGCCCAGCAGCACAGGGAUGAUAUCAUUGCCCUCCAGAAGGAGGGUAGUACCCUGCUGCAGGACAAGAUAAACCUGCAGAAGCAGGUAGAGGACCUGAAGUCUCAGCUGGUGACCCAGGAUGACUCCUACAAGCUGGUGAAGCAGGAGGUUCAGGAGAAGCUGAAAGAGGCCCAGGAAUGUAGCUGGAUUCAGAAGGAACUGGAGAAGGAGAAAGCCAGUCUGACUGUGUUGCUGUUGGAAAAGGAAGAAAGACUCCUUGUUUUACAAGAAGCCGACUCUGUUCAACAGCAAGAGCUGAGCUCGCUGCGCCAGGACAUGCAGGAGGCCCAGGAAGGGCAGAGAGAGCUCAGUGAGCAGGUGGAAUUUCUGAAGCAGGAAGUGAAGGAAAAGGAGGCUGACUUUGCGGCCCAGGAAGCACAGUUGCUGCAGGAGUUGGAGGCCUCUAGGAUAACAGAGCAGCAACUGCAAGCUUCCUUGUGGGCCCAGGAGACCAAAGCAGCCCAACUGCAGCUGCGACUGCACAGCACUGAGAGCCAGCUGGAGGCAUUGACUGCAGUGCAGCAGCCGGAGAACCAGGCCCAGGCCCAGCUGGCCAGCCUCUACUCUGUCCUGCAGCAGGCCCUGGGGUCUGUAUGCGAGAACUGGCCUGAGCUGAGAGAUGGGAGCGACUCUGCUUCCUCUCCCUGGGGUCCUGAGCCAGAUCAGAAUGGAGCUAGGAGCCUCGUUAAGAGGGCGCCCCUCCUUACUACACUGUCAGCUGAGGCUGUGGCUGUGGCUCUCCAGAAGCUUUACCAAGACCUGUGGAAGACACAGCAGGCCCGGGAUGACUUGAGAGACCAGACCCAGCAGCUGGCUCAGAGUCUGACUGAUGCCGAGGCCCAGAAGAGCCAAGUCUGUUCCAAGUUACAGGACCUGCAGAGGCAGCUCUCCCAGAGCCAGGAAGAGAAAUCCAAGUGGGAACGAAAACAGAAUUCCCUGGAGUCUGAGCUGAGGGACUUGCAUGAGACUGUGGUGUCCUUACAGAGUCAUCUACAGCAGGCAGAGCUGCAGAAGAUGGAAGCUCAGAGUGAGCGAGAGUUGCUUCAGGCAUCCAAGGAGAACCUGACAGCCCAGGUUGAACACCUGCAAGCAUGUAUUACAGAAGCCAAGGCUCAGGCAAGUGCUGCUGGUGUCCUGGCAGAAGAUCUGCGAAUGGCUCGCUCGGCUCUGAAACUGAAAAAUGAGGAGGUAGAGAGUGAGCGGGAAAGAGCCCAGGCUUUGCAGGAGCAGGGUGAGCUGAAGGUGGCUCAGGGGAAGGCUUUGCAAGAGAAUCUAGCCCUGCUGGCCCAGACCCUGUCGGAAAGAGAAGGGGAGGUGCAGACUUUGCAGAGAGAAAUCCUGGAACUAGAGAAGCAGCGGGAAAUGCAGAAGGCUGCUCUGGAACUGCUGUCUCUAGACCUGAAGAAAAGGAACCAAGAGGUAGAUCUGCAACAAGAGCAGAUUCAGGAACUGGAGAGGUGCAGGUCUGUGUUAGAGCACCUGCCCAUGGCUGUCCAGGAGCGAGAGCAGCAGCUGACUGUACAGAGAGAUCAGAUCAGAGAACUCGAGAAAGAUCGGGAGACCCAGAGGAAUGUCUUAGAACAUCAGCUUCUGGAUCUUGAAAAGAAGGCCCAAGUGAUUGAGUCCCAGAGAGGGCAGAUUCAGGAUCUGAAAAAGCAGUUGGUAACUCUGGAAUGCCUAGCCCUGGAACUAGAGGAAAGCCAUCACAAAGUAGAGGGCCAGCAGAAGGUGAUUAAGGAACUGGAGAGCCAGAGGGAAAUGCAGAGGGUGGCUCUGACCCAUCUCACACUGGACCUGGAAGAAAAAAGCCAGGAGCUGCAGGCACAAAGCAGCCAGCUCCAUGAACUGGAGAGCCACAGCACACUUCUGGAACGAGAGCUCCAGGAGCGGGACCAGGAGGUGAAGUCCCAGCGGCAGCAGAUCGAGGACCUGCAGAGGCAGAAGGAGCAUCUGACUCAGGACCUGGAGAGGAAAGGCCAGGAGCUGAUGCUGCAGAAGGAAAGGAUUCAGGUUCUGGAAGACCAGAGGACACUGCAGACCAAGAUCUUAGAGGAGGACCUGGAACAGAUUAAGCUGUCCUUGAGAGAACGUGGCCGGGAGCUGGCCUCACAGAGGCAGCCUAUGCAUGAACAGGCAGAGGAAGGAAAGAGCCCUGGUAAAGCACAGCGUGGGAGCCUGGAACACUUGAAGCUGAUCUUGCGGGAUAAAGAGAAGGAGGUAGAAUGCCAGCAGGAGUGCAUCCAGGAACUUCAGGAACAUAAGGACCAGCUAGAGCAGCAGCUCCAGGACCUGCACAGGAAGGUAGGUGAGACCAGCCUAUUCCUCACCCAGAGAGAGCAGGAGAUAGCUCUUCUACAGCAGCACCUCCAGGAGGCCAAGGAACAAGGAGAGCUGAAAGAACAAUCCCUUCAGGCUCAGCUGGAAGAGGCCCAGAGAGCCCUGGCCCAGAGGGACCAGGAACUCGAGGUCUUGCAGAGAGAACAACUGCAGACCCAGGACCAGGAGGAAAACAUGAAGGAAAAGGCAAGUGCGCUCCAGGCUGCUCUAGAACAGACCCAUAUGACACUGAAGGAGCGCCAGGGAGAGCUGGAGGAGCACAAAGAGCAGGUGCAGAGACUUCAGGAAGAGCUGAUGGAGGAGUGUCGGCAGGUGCAGGCCCUAGAGGAAGUGUUGGGAGACCUGAGGGCUGAAUUUCGAGAGCAGGAGAAAACUGUGCUGGCUCUUCAACAGCAGUGUGCCGAGCAGGCACAGGAGCAUGAGGCAGAAGCCAGGACCCUGAAGGACAACUGGCUCCAGGCCCAGGCUGUUCUCAAAGAACAGGAGCAAGAGCUGGAGGCUCUGCGAGCAGAAAACCAGUGCUCCCGGCAUCAGGAGGCGGCUGCAUGGAGCCAGGCGGAGGCUCUGCAGGAAGCCCUCAGCAAAGCCCAGGCUGCCUUGCAGGAGAAAGAGCAGAGUCUCCUUGAGCAGGCUGAACUGAGCCGCAGUCUAGAGGCCCGCUCUACCACUUUGCGGUCUACCCUGGAUACCUACCAGGCACGUGCUCGGCAGCUGGAGGAGGCCCUGAGGAGGCGAGAAGGUGAGAUCCAGGACCAGGAACUCCAACGCCAGGAGGACAUGCAGCAGCUCCAGCACACACUUGACCAAAAGGAAGAAGAGCUGAGGCAGCAGAAGAAGCAGGGGCAGUUGCUAGAGACCCAGAGGAGUCAUGAAAAUGAGAUUCAAAAGAUGCCAAGUCUGCAGCAAGAGAGAGAAGAGGAGACAAGAGGCCUUCUUGAGAAGCUAACGGAGCUACAGUUGACUCUAGCCCAAAAGGAAGAGGAGAUCUUGGAGCUGAGGGUGGCCUCUUCCCCAAAUCACAGAGCUUUCCCAUCAGAGACUCCAUUUUCAAAAUUGGAUUCUUCAGUGCAGCAGGACUUGGAGCGGCUGCAGAAUGCCCUGAGGCAGACAGAGGCCAGGGAGAUUGAAUGGAGGGAGAAGGCUCAGGACUUGGCACUGUCCCUGGCCCAGAGCAAGGCCAGCAUCAGUAGUCUACAGGAGAUAGCCAUGGUCCUGCAAGCCUCAGUCCUAGAGCGGGAAUCAGAACAACAAAGGCUGCAGGAGGAGUUGGUGCUCACCAGACAGGCCCUGGAGAAGGAGCAGUCAUGCUGCCCACACUCAAGCAGCAGAGUGGACCGAAGGCCCAAGGCCGGCCAAGGUGUACAUCCUGGAGAGGUCUCAGGAGCAGAGGCUGAGCCUCGUCCCAGAAUGAAGGAGGAAGAGCCAUGGAGACAAAGGCUUGAACGGCUACAGCAAGCAGUGGCACGGCUGGAGGUUGACCGGAGCAAGCUGCAGUGUCACAAUGCGCAGCUGCGGACCACCUUGGAACAGGUGGAGCGAGAGCGGAGGAAACUGAAGAGGGAUUCCAUGCGUGCAUCCUGGGCAGGGUCCCUGGACAUCAGUGAAGGCACAGCCCCAUCACCCACACAGCAGGAUGGAAGACGACAGAGGGGCUCCUCAGAAACCAAGCAUGUGGCUGAACUGCAGAAAGAGGUAGUCCUGCUGAGAGCGCAGCUGGCCUUGGAGCGGAAGCAGAGGCGGGACUACAUCGCACGCUCAGUCCAGACCAGCCGUGAGCUAGCAGGCCUGCACCACAGCCUGUCCCAUUCCCUUCUUACUGUGGCCCAGGCCCCUGAGGCCACUGUCCUGGAGGCUGAGGCCCGCAAGCUGGAUGAGUCCCUGAGUCAAAGUCUAACAUCUCCAGGACCAGUCCUGCUACACCUCAGCCCCAACACGACUCAAGCUACCCCCAGGUCAGCUGACAAUCCCAGGAAGAGAACAGAAACCCCCAGGACUGGAGAGGGUCCCAGCUCACAUGGAAAUGAGGCAGACAUGUUUGCUUGAUAACCUGCAGUUAUCUAUGAAGUGCCUUGCCCUGACCAAGCGCAUCUGGUGUCCACACAGCCUGGAGGUCCAAUGAUGCCAACAGCAUAUAGGUAUCCUGUCAGGAUUGGGCGCAUCCUGAAUGCAUCAAGUGCAGGGAGUUUCCAUCACCCUCUUGUCUUCCUGUUUCUCUCACCUUCCCCUUCAACAGUAAACCCAGGAUCUUCGCAUUAGUCCUCAGCUGCUUGUGUUGCUUCUGUGAUGGGCAGCAGCAGAAAUUAAGGGAGCUAAGGAAGAAUUUGCUGACUCCUGUCAGGUGGUAUAAACUUACCGCGUGUUGUGCUAUGUGAUUGGGAAGGGUUACCUGCACAAGAAAGUCCCUGUCCAGCCUGAAGUUCAACUGAUUAAGAACCUAGUAACAGGGUGUGCGAGAUGGCUCAGAGGGUAAAGACACAUGCUGCCAGCUUGGUGACCUCAUUUCGAUCCCACGUGGUAGGAGAAAACCAACUCCUUCAAGUUGUCCUCUGACCUCUACACAUGCACACUGGCACAUGCACACCCACACACUAAAAUAAGAUAAUAUAACCAAGUAACACAUUAAUGAGUUAAAGACCAUUCUGUGUCUGAGCAGAAAUGCUAUAGAAAUUCCAAAGAUUAAGCUAGGGAAUUACCCACUGACCCUUGGAUGGAGGAGGUGAGGGUGCUGCUAAACACACUGCUGGUGAAACUCAUCUGGCUGUGGCAGAGGGUGGGCUGCAAGGCUGGGGACUAGAUACGGAAGGCCCCUAGUUCUAAUUCAGACAAUGAGUAACCACCAAUAUUCUUUACUUAAAACAAACUCUUUGAACUGGGCAUGGUGGCACAUGCCUGUCGUCCCAGCACUUGGGAGGCAGAGGCAGGCAGAUCUCUGAGAGUUCAAGGCCAGCCUGGUCUAUCCCAGGACAGCUGGGGCUACAGGGAGACCCUGUCUUCAAAAAGAAAAACAUUUUGAUCUUUGACUGAAGUCAGAGUCUUGAGUUGAGCUCCAUCUGGCCUGAUUGCCCAUGACAGGUAGUUGUCUGCCUGAACACCCUUAGAUGUCCCUUCCUGGGCACAUCAACUAGAACUGACUGUGGCCCCCUUCAUCCAACUAUGUGUCAGACUAAUCAGGAGCAUGGUCUUUGGCAGAACCUGUCACUUAUAGGGGCCUAGAGAGAUGGCUCAGAGGUUAAGAGCACUGACUACUCUUACAGAGGACCCAGGUUUAGUUCCCAUUACCCACAUGGCAGCUAACAGUUGUCCCUAACUCCAGUACCAAGGGAUCCAACACCCUCUUUUGGACUCUGUGGGCAUUGCAUGACACAGGUACGCUUACAUAUAGGCAGGCAAAUCCCUCAUAUACAUAAAAUAACUUGUCACAGAUUGGGCCUGGUGGAUGCAGUCUGGGCAGAAUCUAGCUCACAAAUGUAAGAUCAUUGUUGGUGACAUCCUCAGCCAGGCGUGGUGGCACAUGCCUUUAAUCCCGGCACUGGGAGGCAGAGGCAGGUGGAUCUCUGUGAGUUCAAUGCCAGCCUGGUCUAUAUAGUGAGUUCCAGGCCAGCUGGGGCUACAGGGAGACCCUGUCUCAAAAAAGACCUAAUUAAUUAACAGUAGUCCUCCUCUCCUUCCUUCCCUUUUGCAGUGUUAGGGAUAGGACCUAGGGUAUUAAGGAUGCUAGGCAGGAGUUCUACCACCAAGCCAUAUCCCCAGCCCCCAGGGAGUGUUCUUGUUCCCAGUGUUCUGUACUGGAUCUGAGCAGCCUGGGCUCACUAUUUUUGAACAUAUAAGUCCUUAACCAGUGUGUGUGUGUCUAAUUCUUUCUAGUUCCCUGUACUAAAUGGUUUUUCUGAAACCAAUAAAAUUAACCUGAUAUGUU